GGGAAGGAGUGAGUGGGUGAGUGAGUGGCCAACCUGACCGUGGUUUUGUGUGGACUAUGUGUAGCCACCCUGUUUCCAACCGGGACCAUCAAAGGCAAUGCAAGUUCCUGUCCUACAUGUUCUACCAGGCAGUGAGGGACCGCACGCCGGUGUGGAUGCUGGAGGACAUGAGGACUAUGGAGUGCUUCUACUGGGAGGAGAAUGCCAGCCUCCGAGCUUACUCGCCCUCGGAAGCCCUGCUGUACGCAGUGGUCCAUGACCACCUGCCUUACGCCCAAUACCUGCUCUCUCGCUACCCCCUCGAGGCGCUGGAGGUGCCUGGCGACCGCUUCUGCUGUUGUCCGUCCUCGGCCCCUCACCUGACCAUGGCGGUCAGGUACGAUCGGGAGGACAUCCUGGGACUCAUCCUAAAGAUCGUCAACCGGCUGCCCGGCUUGAAGUCCUACAUCGACAGGAAGGGCUGCUUCCACGUGGAGGACGGCAAGACGCCCCUGCACCUGGCCUGCGAGCUGACCAGAGCCGAGACCGUGCUGAUGCUGCUGGGCAGCGGGGCUUCGGCCAGGAUCGCGGACAGCCAAGGGUUAACACCGCUGGACAUCAUCCUGCAGCAGAUCUGGGUGUCCAAGACCAACUCCGAGCCCAAAAAGUUGUGCGCCAAUCACCUGUUGCUCUUCAUGUCCACGCUGCAGUUUAAGAUGAAGAGAGCCCUGGAGGAGAAUGCGACGGAGUGGAAGGAGCUCCUCGGAGAGGAGCAAUACAACUACCUUAGCGGGAGAGUGCCUGCCACCCUAUCCAUGUUGGCUAUGCAGUGCAUCUUCAAAUGCCUCCCUCCAUCCAGAUUCCCCGGGAGCAUCAAAGAACUGCCAAUACCUCACUCCUUGAAGCCACUGCCUUUUGCAAAGCCAGUAAGGUUUUCUUUCUCUCGUGCCAAAACGAGCCAAAAAGGAGGCAGGAAGCACCAAAAUCCCUGAAAAGUAAAGGGAUUUUAUUUUAUUUCUUUUUUCCACCCCCCCCCAAAAAAAGCGAUGAAUUGUUACAUGACGUCCUGGAGCACGGUUGGCAUAAAACGCUAAAUAUUCCUCUAACGAUCAGUGCAUGUGUGUAGACCUAUUUUUGAUACGUAAUAAUAAUAAUCCUUGCAUUUGAUACAGCGCCUUAUCA
Callorhinchus milii (elephant shark) is the source of this 1161-nucleotide messenger RNA. RefSeq lists its product as uncharacterized. Lineage: Eukaryota; Metazoa; Chordata; Chondrichthyes; Chimaeriformes; Callorhinchidae. The record is from RefSeq and is a predicted model, not a curated record. The coding region runs from base 57 to 971 and encodes 304 amino acids. The transcript has a single exon. Gene Ontology annotation, molecular function: protein binding.